AUGGCCAACUCGCGAGUAUUCAUCCACCCUUCCCCAGCCCAGGCCGCCCUCAGCGCCGCCAAACCGUGGACCCGGUCCGCAGGAAUCUGGGGUUUCGGUACUGGUGCUGCCGUCUUCCUGCUCCUCUCCGUGACGCCGCUCGUCCGCCGUGAGGUUCUCGAAAAGACUCCUGGUCUGAGCUGGUACUUCGAGGACAAGACCCCUGCCUCCGACAAGCCCUUCUGA
Coprinopsis cinerea okayama7#130 is the source of this 225-nucleotide messenger RNA. RefSeq lists its product as hypothetical. The record is from RefSeq and is a predicted model, not a curated record. Lineage: Eukaryota; Fungi; Basidiomycota; Agaricomycetes; Agaricales; Psathyrellaceae. Bases 1 to 225 code for a protein of 74 amino acids. Gene Ontology annotation, biological process: mitochondrial electron transport, ubiquinol to cytochrome c. The transcript has 5 exons.